AUGAGGCUUCCUCCUUUAACUUCCGCUCUCUCUUCCUCAGCUUUUUGCAUCCUUACUAUCGCUUCGGUCUUUUGCUUUUGUUCCGCCACCAAUGGCAUUGGCAGGAAUGAGACAGACCGACCAUCCUUGCUUCAAUUCAAGGCCCAAAUAGUCGAAGACCCUUUCAUGGUUUUCAGCUCAUGGAACGACACCACCCACUUCUGCCAGUGGCGUGGCGUUACAUGUGGUCGCCGCCACCAAAGGGUCACAGAGUUGCUGCUGGGUUCUCAGAAACUCGUGGGAUCUUUAUCUCCUUUCAUUGGAAAUUUGAGCUUUCUAAGGAAUUUGGAUCUCUCAAAAAAUAGCUUCACCCAUGAAAUCCCUCCAGAAAUUGGCCGUUUGCGUCGAUUGCAGGUACUGUGGUUGUUCAAUAAUUCAUUUGGUGGGAGAAUUCCAACCAAUGUAUCCCGUUGCUCUAACCUCAAGAGACUCAUUCUUAGUUAUAACAAUCUGGUCGGGCAAAUUCCUGUUGAGCUUGGCUCCUUGUCAAAGCUCCAAGUAUUUUCUGUAGCCACUAACAAACUAACAGGAAGUAUCGCUCCAUUUCUUGGCAACUUAUCUUCACUUGAAAAACUUGAUUUACACUCAAAUAAUCUGGGUGGGAGUAUUCCUAGUGCUCUAGGCCAACUUAUGAAUCUUACAAUUAUUGUAAUUGCUGAAAAUCAAUUUUCUGGUACCAUCCCUCCAUCAAUCUUCAAUCUCUCUUCUAUUAGAGUUCUUCAUGUGGAUUAUAAUAAAAUCCAAGGGAGUCUUCCGUGGAACUUGGGGAUAACUCUUCCUAAUCUCCAAGACAUUGACAUUUUCAUGAACCAAUUUACUGGCUCCAUUCCUCCUUCAAUAUCCAAUGCCUCAAAUCUGGAACUAAUUCAACUUGGAGAAAACAAAUUUAGUGGAAACAUGUCUUCUUUGGAAAAGUUGCAUAGGCUUCAAUGGUUGGGCACUCAAGAAAACCACCUAGGAAGUGGGGGAGCUGAUGACUUGAGUUUUCUGUGCUCUUUGACCAAUGCUACUAGCUUAGAGGUGUUGGCGAUAGGGGAAAAUAAUUUUGGUGGAGUCUUACCUGAAUGCAUCAGUAACUUCUCAUCUACUCUUAGAGUAUUGGCAGUAGAUAACAAUAAUAUAGUUGGAACGAUUCCAAGUGGGAUCGUGAAUCUCAUCAACUUUGAGUGGCUUGCAAUGGGGAAUAACAAAUUGUCAGGUAACAUUCCACUAGAUAUUGGAAAGCUUAAGACACUAAAAGUGAUGUUUCUUGACAAUAACAAUCUCUCAGGAAACAUCCCGCAUUCUCUUGGAAAUUUGAGUAUGUUACUCGAAUUAGAUCUAGAUGAUAAUGAUCUUCACGGAAGCAUACCUUCAGGCCUAGGAAAUUGCCAAUCUUUGAAUGCAUUAGAUCUUUCUAAUAACAAUCUCAGUGGCACCAUACCUCCACAGGUCGUUGGUCUCUCAUCAUUGUCAAUCUGUCUAUAUUUAUCUAGAAACCGUUUCACGGGUCCCCUUCCAAUGGAAGUUGGAAACCUGAAAAAUCUAGGUAUAUUGGACGUGUCAGAAAACAUGUUAUCCGGUGAAAUUCCAAAGAGUCUUGGCAGUUGUGUUAUGUUGGAGACUCUGGUUAUGCGAGGAAACUUUUUCCAAAGGACCAUUCCAUCAAGUUUUGGUUCUUUGAGAGGACUACAGAAAUUAGACCUUUCUUGGAACAACUUGUCAGGAACAAUUCCAGAUUUUUUUUUGGGUUUCAACUUGUUGCAUCUUUUGAAUUUAUCUUACAACAAUUUUGAGGGACUAGUGCCAACAAAUGGUAUUUUCAAGAACUCAAGUGCAACUUCAGUUGUGGGGAAUAGUCAAUUGUGUGGGGGAAUUCCUGAAAUGCAAUUGCCGAAAUGUAACAUCAAAGAGUCCAAGAAGACAAAAUUGACCUUAUCCAUGAAAUUAAUUAUGUCCAUAGUUUGCGGGCUUCUAGGAGUAAUUUCUAUGCUUUCUUUUCUCUUUGUCUGUUGGUUAAGAAAGAAAAGAAAAGAAACUACUUCAAAUUCUUCAGGAAAUUUGCUUUUGAAUUUGUCUUACCAAAGUCUCCUAAAAGCCACUGAUGGGUUCUCCUCUGCUAAUUUGCUCGGUGCGGGUAGUUUUGGAUCCGUGUAUAAAGGAAUCAUUGAUGAGGGAAAAACGACAAUCGCUAUCAAGGUGCUCAACCUUCUGCGUCGUGGAGCUUCCAAAAGCUUUCUCGUCGAGUGCGAGUCCCUAAAAAGCAUCAGGCAUCGGAAUCUUGUAAAGAUACUUACAGUUUGUUCAAGUGUUGAUUAUCAGGGUAAUGAUUUCAAGGCAUUAGUUUAUGAAUUCAUGAUCAAUGGGAGCCUUGGGGAUUGGUUGCAUCCAACUGCUAAAGAAGAUGAGGCACAUUCGGAGGAGAGGAAUCUGAGUCUUUAUCAGAGAUUGAAUAUUGCCAUUGAUGUUGCUAGCGCAUUGGAAUAUCUCCAUUACCAUUGCCAUACACCAAUCUUUCACUGUGACCUCAAGCCGAGCAAUGUCCUUCUCGAUGAUGAAAUGGUUGGACAUGUUGGAGACUUCGGGUUAGCAAAAUUCUCUUCUGAAGCCAACCAUAACUCUUCAACCAACCAGUCAAGCUCUAUUGGCGUUAGAGGAACAAUUGGUUACACUCCUCCAGAGUAUGGAAUGGGAAAUGAGGUCUCUUCCUGUGGCGAUGUAUAUAGCUAUGGGAUCCUCCUUUUAGAAAUGUUUACCGGAAAAAGACCCACAAAUGACAUGUUCCAAGGCAAUCUAAAUCUACAUUCCUUUGUCCAAGAAGCUUUGCCUGAACGAGUGGUCGAGAUUGCAGAUCCAAUUCUUUUUCAAGGAAUCGAAGAAGAUAUAAGCAUGAAUGAUUCUCAUAAUAAUAGCAGCACUAGAAGAAGUGAAAUCCAUGAUUGCCUAAUUUUGAUAUUUGGGACUGGAGUUGCUUGUUCUAUUGAAGAUCCCAAAGAACGGAUGAACAUUAAAGAUGUGGGAACUAAGCUUCUUUUCAUCAAGAAGAAACUUCUUGAAACUAGAAGACAUGGAAGUGGUCGAAUUACAAUUAGACCAUAAUAUCAACAGGCAACAAUCGUGCCGACAAUGAGGAUGAGGAUGAGUCUUGGAUGGCUACUCUAGUGGAGUAUUAAAUAUCCAUGAUGUAUUGAGCAAAUGUUUUAUUUUUAUGUUUAAUAGUGCUUUCAAAAUAUGGUUAUGUUUUUAGAACAUUAUGUUGCUUAUAUUGACAAUAUUUAUGAAGGUACGUAGUUGAAGCAGCUUUUUUGCUUCUUCUAUGUUUUAUAGUGUGUUUUGUUGAACGAAUGAAUGAUUGGAUUUUAA
Molecule: messenger RNA, 3381 nt
Organism: Corylus avellana
Lineage: Eukaryota; Viridiplantae; Streptophyta; Magnoliopsida; Fagales; Betulaceae
Source: RefSeq, a predicted model, not a curated record